Messenger RNA from Peniophora sp. CBMAI 1063, 681 nucleotides. NCBI's taxonomy places the organism in Eukaryota, Fungi, Basidiomycota, Agaricomycetes, Russulales, Peniophoraceae. The record is from the annotation of a GenBank genome assembly.
AUGUCGCACGUCGUCACACCACUGGACCAGCCAUCCAACUACAAAGACUCCCAAAACCGCAUGGACCGCCAGCGGCAAAACGAGCUGCUUUCCAAAUCUUGUACUCUAUACAUAGGAAACUUGAGCUUUUACACGACAGAGGAGCAGAUUUACGAUAUGUUCUCGAAGUGCGCGAGCCCAGAAGACGGAGGAGGCGUGAAGCGUAUUAUCAUGGGACUGGACAGGAAUACGAGGACACCAUGUGGCUUCUGCUUUGUCGAGUUCUACACAAACGGGGAAGCUCUCGCCGCUCUCCGCUACGUCUCGGGCACAAAGCUCGACGAACGUAUCAUUCGUUGCGACUUGGACCUUGGCUACCGCGAAGGGCGACAAUUCGGCCGUGGCAAGUCUGGCGGCCAAGUGCGCGACGAACACCGCGCGGACUACGACCCUGGACGCGGUGGCUGGGGUGCACAGGCGCAGAGGGCAGAGAUUGAACGGAGGAGGGAGGUUGAGGAGAGGUAUCAGGAUGUUGCACCUGGGAGUAAGGCCGCUGGUGGUGGCGAAGACUGGGCACAGAAGAAUGUCCAGGCCAGUGUGGACGAGAGUCCGUCGAAGAAGAGGGGGAGGAGUCCGGAUGAUGAUGGGGAUAAUGAGGCUGCAAAACAGCGCCAACGACUUGACGGGGAGGAGCGUAUGUGA